UGACGUCAUCAGAAAGUGCCGGGAAGUGUUGCUAAGGAGACGGCGGUUGAAAGAUGGAGAUGGAGGAAAGUUGUGCGAGAAUCUUGCAGGCACACAUCCGUGGUUUUCUGGUCCGACGGAAGCUACAGAAGGUUCAUCAGGAAUAUUUGGAGGUGGUGCGAGAGAUAGAGGGAGAAGACGUUAUCCUGUGCCCAGGAAAAUGGCUCCUAUCCAUCCCACAGGUCACUGCGUUGGAUAAGGUUCAGAUAAGCAGACCAGACAAACCAGAAUAUAAUGGCUUUGCCCAUUCAAAGCUUUCAAGUUCUUCUAAACAGUCUAUAGAAUUCAAGCAUAGAGAAACACCUUUCAACAUAACUUUUGAAGGAAAAGUGCAUGUGAAGAAAACAGAAACACGUAUGCCUUCAUUUGUCAGAGAAAAAGAUGUACAGAGCUUGGAACAGCAAUGUCAGAAAAUGAUGGAGGACCCUAUCGAGACCCUUGGCCCAAACCAGGAUAUCUCCUUUAUUCAGGGAACAAAAGCAGAAAGGGAAGGUUUCUUUCCAGAGAACAUUAGUCUAGAAAGAGACAGAUGCAUUCGACAGACUGAUGGUCCAGUACGAGAGGUUAGCCAUAUGGAGACUGAUGGUCCAGUGCGAGAGGCCAGCCAUGCAGAGACUGAUGGUCCAGUGCAAGAGGCCAGCCAUGCAAAGACUGAUGGACCAGUACGAGAGGCCAGCCAUGCAGUGAGUGAUGGUCCAAUACGAGAGGCCAGCCAUAGAGUGACUGAUGCCCUAGUAGGAGAGACCAGACAUAGAGAUGACAAAAAUAUAGAGGUUCCAUCAAGGACUUCUGACCCUGACAUAAAGCACCACCUACCACAUUCUGAGGCAAAGGGCACCUUUCCUAGUCUGGAACUGAGAAGAGACAGUAUCUUAUGGUUUGAAGAAACUGUGAAUACAGAUAUCACCAUGAAGACUGCAAGUGAGCUAAGAAAAUACAGAAGUCAUUUGGCUAUGGAGAUCUUGUGGGUGCAACAAGCAAUUGCUAGUAGAAAGAACUAUCUUAUGGUCAGACAGAGGUUGGGAGCCUGUGAUUGAUUUUCUGUGGUUCUGAAAUAAUCUGGAAGCCAGAACAUUUACCAUACCCGGACUUUCACACUUCGAGGAUCAGGCAUCAUGUCCUUCGCUAAAUCUAUCCGAAUGUUGACUUUUUCUGUGCAGAAAGAUCAUCUGUCACCAUGAUCAACCCUAUUAAAUCAGGCAUAUUGCCUAGCAGGGUUGAUCAUGCUGAGUAAAAUGAUACCUUUCCUUUUUCUCUAGGGUGACUGCUAUAGUGAUAUCUUUAUAUUCAUGCAAAUUAGCCCUCCCCUUCUCUUUGAUUUGACAGGGGUAGACACUGUCACCGAGCCAAACUCGGAAAGCAGCAUCUGAACCACAGCACAAGGACAGACAUUGACUCUGCGCAGGUGCGAGAACACAGGGCUAGGCAAAAUGUCUAGCCUUGUCAAUCAAAGGGGAAUAGGGAGUGCACAGAGCAUAAGAGUGUUUUGUUAGUGGUGCUCCAAGGUCUCAGGCCAGCCCGUUGGUGCUUGAAAUUGCUAAUUUGCAUAAAUAUAAAAAUGAAGAUAUCUCUGCAGCUGUUCACACCACAGAAAAAAGAAAGGUAUCGUUUUACUCAUGAUCAACCCUACCAGGCAAUAUGUCUGGUUUAAAAGGAUUGAUCAUGCUAACAGAUGAUUUUUAAUAAUGUUUGUUGGCAAUAAUGAGUAAUAAGUAAUAAAGCACUUAAUUUAU
Messenger RNA from Bufo gargarizans (Asiatic toad), 1772 nucleotides. It is a transcript of the gene IQCC, whose product is annotated as IQ motif containing C. The coding region runs from base 54 to 1076 and encodes 340 amino acids. The record is from RefSeq and is a predicted model, not a curated record. The transcript has 5 exons. Gene Ontology annotation, molecular function: protein binding. NCBI's taxonomy places the organism in Eukaryota, Metazoa, Chordata, Amphibia, Anura, Bufonidae.